UUUGACCACCGGUUGCCUAGAAAGGUCUUUGUAUAAGACACCAAAGAGAACUCAGGCGAGCAGAUCGCGGUUGCCAACUUUCAGUUCUCCUACAAAUGAAAUUGACAUGCAGCAAGAGAUCUUUUGGGAUCCUCAGUCACCUACAACAUAUAAACUAGGUAACAAUCAGAAGAAACUGACAAUUGGUGGACAUGCAGUUGAGAUCUCAGAAAUUGUUAAUCGAAUUGCUCCUCAGGAUGAAAAGCCUGCCUGUUGUGAAGGAUCUCUUCUUAGGCUAUGGAUUGGUGAGGAUGCAAUUCCUUGUACUCCUGGAAUAACAAAAGUACGAUCUAGAACAAAAAUAAAUACUGCAAGAGAUCGUCAAUUAAAACACGGAGAAGAGGAACUUAUGAAGUUAGCAAAACAAUUUGAUAAAAAUCUGAUUGAUGCAGUCCAGGAACGAUACAUUCUGCAACCAAAUACUGUCCAUGUUUCAUCGGCAGCAAAACUGUCAACUGACCAUCAUAUCAACGUCCAGACAGAAGAUGAGUGGCAAUUGCUGAAUGAACAUCCCACAAUUAACACUACUUUGUCCCUUGGAAUACUUAAGGAGAAUACCGGGACAGCUAAGAAUCCUAAGAGCAGCAGUCAGAAAUCCAUAGAUCUAGAUGCUGAAGGAGCUCUUAAUGACCUUUUUGAUUGCCCUACCCAAAAGUGUAGUGGUCAGCUGAGCCAAGGUCUGUUAAACUGUUCCUUGAUCUCUGCUGUACAGGAUACUUUGUUGGAGGCAGAGCACCCUUUGGUUGGCGAUGGACCUCAGGGGCAAAGUGCCAUGCUUCUUAAACAGCAUUCAGAAUCCCUUCUGGCUGAAAGAGCUAAAACAACUUCUGUACAAGCGAUUUCAGGUGUAGAGCUUUCUAAUAAUAAUCCUGACAAGGCUAUUGUUGAUGGCAACUAUGACUGGGGUGCAGAUUUGUUCCCUGAUGAUUCACUUCUCAUGCAAAUUACUCAGGAACCUGAAUUGAUGAGCAGUGCAGAAGAUGCUCAUAUUUCUGAGGAAAAGGGAGAAUCAAAAAAAAGAACUGUACAUUCCAAGAAGCCUUCUAUUGCCCAGGCUGGAGUUUUUACUUCUUCCAAUACUGUACCAGUAACAUGUGUUUCUGUGCCAAACCAAAACAUCUGGACAGAAAAAGCCAAGGUUAUUCCUUUCCAUGAAGAUAGUUUGUUAAAAACCAACAAGGUGGACUCAUCUUUUAAAAACAGGCAAAACAACACUCUGGACUAUAAUUUUACUGCAGUGAAAUCUGAAAAUAAGAGUAUGCUGCAUGGCCUUACCCAGCUUAAAAGUGCGACUAAUACUAGUUCUUCUGAAAAAAGAACUGCUUCUAUUUCAUUAUAUUCUGAUCUCACUAAACUACCAACUGGGAAAUUCAAAAGCCACAUGCAUGGCACAAGCCAUCAGGCAUCAGUUGUUUCUACCAAUAAAAAGCCUCAUGAUCUAAAGACAGCAGGUAACCAGGGAAGCUCUGGUUAUCCAAAACAGACCUCCAUGGCAAAGAAAGGCACAUUUUCAUUUGAUGAUUGGAGUGAGCCCAAGUUUUCAGAUGAAGUUCUAGAGUUGUUUUGUGAAUCUAAUACCUUUUGGGGGACACACUGUGACGAUGAUGAUUUGCUUUAUCAAGUUUGUGAUGAUGUGGAAAGAAAAACACUGAGCCAGAUAGGUAUGAAAGAGACUGGAAAAGCUAAAUCAACAGAAAGGAGUACUUCCAAUUUGGAGCAGAGCCUUUGUCAGCCAGGGCCCAAUCAAGGGCUUUCCAUUUGCCUGCAGGCUGAGAAGAACCAUGCGGGCAGGAAGACGUUUUCAUUGGAUCCGCCCGUUGCAACAAGGAAGAAUGAGAAUUCUGCAAAUAGGUCUGCAAUGUUUGAAGGCAGUUUUGCAUCUGGAACUGGCACAGCUACUGCCUCCAGCAUGCAGCUAAAUAUUAAUAAUAGGCAAUGGCAGAAUGACCACAAUACGGGCAAGAUCCAGUCUAACUGCAAUCAGUUAUCCUUGUCUGAAAAAUCAAAAUAUAUGUUCAAGAAGACCAAUAGUUCUCAAGCCCUUGUUUUGGACUAUAAAAAUGUGAAUGUAGGCAAUCUUUCUGGAACUAACAUGGGGUUGUGGGAAAGCAAGAAUGCACCAAAUAUUCCGUUUCACAAAGUCAUGAAUGGCAAGCCAGUUUUUAAGAGGCACCUCUCCAUUGAUUUUGCACCAUCUGAAAAAGAACAUAAAAGUAGGAGGUGUUCUCAAGAAGAAAUUGCAAAGAAAAAGCAAGAAGCUCUAGAGCGAAGAAAAUGUAAAAUGGAAGCAUCGUUCAAAAAUGCUGCACCUACUUGAAUAUAUUUCAGUACAGCAGAAUUACUGGCAGGUGGGCAGUGGAAUCAUUGUCACUGUAAAAUAUAUAUCUAUAUUGUACAGUAUUGCCAACUCCUUCACCUAGUACUAUCUUUAUUCUUCUGCAGAAUACCAGUAUUAAUUGCUUUCGUUUGUUUUCUUCCUUCCGUCCUUUUUGGAAACACUGUUGGUUACAAUUGUGAAUUUUUAUAAACUGUUUACCUAAUCUUGGGGUAUUAGGUCAGCAGCUGUUUUACUGAUAUCAGUUCUUUUGUGAUUAAACGAUGCAAUUGGCAUCUGUUAUUCCCCAGGAAACAUAAUAAUGUGUCAAUUCUUACUUUGGAAUAUUUGAGAAGACAGAUAUCUCAGUUUAAUGAUAUAUUGGUCAUUUAGUCCAUUUUCCCAUGUAACGUGGUUCUUUAAAAUUUGCAACAAACAUAUUGUUUAUUCCAAGGUCAUAAAUAACAUUCCAAGCUUUAAAGUGUGUAUCUAUAGAAUGAAUGUAAAACCUCAAUAGUGAGCCUUGAAUGUAAUACAUAGCUUGGACCUAUUUUAAUUUUGUUUCAUCACUGCAUUACAGAGGACCAAUUCUGUAGCAAAAACGUGAAAGUUUCCUAUCAUUUAUUUAUCACUGUAAAUUAUGUGCAUGCUGUAAAUUGUGAUUAAACAGA
Python bivittatus (Burmese python) is the source of this 3024-nucleotide messenger RNA. The record is from RefSeq and is a predicted model, not a curated record. Lineage: Eukaryota; Metazoa; Chordata; Lepidosauria; Squamata; Pythonidae.